This is a messenger RNA of Oncorhynchus gorbuscha (pink salmon), 755 nucleotides long. RefSeq names its product mdm2-binding protein-like. The record is from RefSeq and is a predicted model, not a curated record. The annotation marks the transcript as partial. The transcript is spliced from 5 exons. Gene Ontology annotation, cellular component: kinetochore. Gene Ontology annotation, biological process: traversing start control point of mitotic cell cycle; protein localization to kinetochore; regulation of protein ubiquitination. Lineage: Eukaryota; Metazoa; Chordata; Actinopteri; Salmoniformes; Salmonidae.
GUUUUGUCUGGACGAGCAGGGCCACAAGGCCUUGGACCGGGACCAGGGCUUCUUCUCCGGCUGCAGUCUCGUCUGAUUCGCUUCUCCCUGAGACCCAGACCACCUGCUCCAAGGAACCUUGUCCCGUCCCCUUCGCCUUAAGCCCCGCCCCCUCGCCGGCCGUGCUGUCUGAACCAGGAAGUGUCCCGGACGGAGAGGCCCUCCUCAACUCUGACCUGCCCAGGAUCAAGAGACGAUCCUGGGAUACAGGUCUCGCCACCCACCCCCAUAAGAGGCUGGCCAAGUCGGAGAGCAGUGAGUCCCUGGGCUCUGUGUGCAGUGGCAGCAGUGGAACUGAUACCCACCCAGCUGUGAGAGGCUUGAGACUGCAGAAAACCAGGUCUCAGUCCUCCUCCUCCUCUGUCUCAGCCCUAAGAAUGGGCCCCCGGGGGCAAGAGAAGCACCACCCUGACCCCCAAAACAGCCACAGAGCCCCCCAGGCCCAGGGACAGGCAGAGGACAAGGCCAGCAAGGAGUCUCGCUCCCAGAAACAUGCCCGGAUGCUAGAAGAGGUUGUGGCGAAGACGCUGAAGCAUCAUGGGAUCACCGGAGAACACGAGAAUCUUGCCGCCUGCAGUCAAAGACUGUUUGAAAUCUCCAAAUUCUAUCUGAAGGAUCUGAAGACGUCCAGGGGCCUUCAUGAGGAAAUGAUGAAAGCAGCCAGCAGCAAUGCCAAGCAGGUCAUCGACUGGGUUACGGAGCGGGCCUCUAAGUGA